Messenger RNA from Amphibalanus amphitrite, 2723 nucleotides. Its product is annotated as tudor domain-containing protein 5-like. The transcript has 14 exons. The record is from RefSeq and is a predicted model, not a curated record. NCBI's taxonomy places the organism in Eukaryota, Metazoa, Arthropoda, Thecostraca, Balanomorpha, Balanidae. The coding region runs from base 302 to 2332 and encodes 676 amino acids. Gene Ontology annotation, biological process: spermatogenesis.
GUGUACAACGAGAUUGAAGCACACGUAAUAGUCCUUUGACUAAGGUGACCGUCACCAAUCUGAGGAACAAUUGGUUGCAUUUCAGUGCCUUGAGACUUAAAGCGUCUUGUCGAGAGUUUAUUGAAUAUUUUCCCAAGAUAUCGCAUUAUAACCACUGCCAAACAAAACAAAAGCUUGGUACAAAAAAUUGAAGUGUGGCUUGGAUUUUUGAAAGUGUGGUUAUAAGAGAUUGAGAGGAGAGAACAGCUUUUGAAUUUUUGUAAAAAAAAGCAUUAUCCAUAUUGGAUUUUCAAACUCUCAAAUGGACUCCCACGGAAGAGAACUUCUCCAGAAGGUUAAGAAGGAUGUGAGGUCUGUGCUUAUCACAGAAUCAGGAGGCAUGCCCCUCGAAAAAUUUUUGAAGGUGUAUAGGGAGCUGACCAACACGUCGAUCCCGUACCGGCGGCUGGGCUACUUCUCGCCGGAGGAGCUGCUGCUCGACGCCACCGACGUGUGCCGCUGCGAGCGGCUGCCCGGCGGACAGCUGCACCUCCGGCCCGUCUGCGACUCGUCCACCCAACACGUGCUCAAAAUGGUGGAGCGCAGCCGGCGGCCCAAGACGAGCGGCGGUCGGCGGCGCGGCACGGCCGGGCCGCGGCCGGUCGGCCCGCCGCCCGAGUCGGAGUCGCCGUGGCGGCCGGCCGGCGGCUCUGUGCCCGUCGAGGCGCGCGAGUCGAUCCUCCGGCUGGUGGCCGAGCACCCACAGGGAAUAUACUUGGACGAAUUCAAUCAGAAACACCUGGCAAUGGUCGGGCACGCUAUCGCCUACAUCACCCUGGGCUUCUUCUCGCUGAAGGGCCUGAUGGAGUCGAUACCAGAGCUGGUCCGACUCAAGGAGACUCCCACCGGCGACAAGGUGUUCCCCAUCCCGGCGCCAGGCGCUGGCUCCUCAGCGACCCCGUCCACCGCAGCUGAAGCCCAGGACGCGUCGCCAGCCACUGCCUUCCUAUCCUUCGAGGAUUCUGUCCGCGGCUUCUCGGAGGAGCUGGUGAAGGUGAUUUCCGCACAGAGCGAGUGCGUCAAGGUGUCCGACGUCCCCAACCUGUACUACCGCGAGUUUGGCCGCGGCCUCGACUACCAGCAGCAGGGCUUCACCAGCCUGCUGGAGGCACUGGCCUCGCUCGGCGCGCCCUUCCACCUGGAGAAGCGCGACGACGACUGGCACGUCAGUGUGAGGAGGCCGGGCGGGCGGCGGGCCCGCGCGGCCAGCGGCGCCCAGGGGCCUGCAGCUGCCGGCGACACGGGCCGACUGCACUCGCCCAAAUCAGAUGCGGCUGGGGUCAUCCCGGCGGCGGCGGGCGGGGACGCCGCGCGCUCGCCCGUGCCGCCGGCGCGGUUCGCCAUUCAGCAGCUCGUCUGGCUGGAGGAGGGCCGCCAGGUGGCCACCGAGACCGGCUACCCGCUGCUGGAGGUGGUCGUCACGCACGCCCGCUCUCCGGGUGAGUUUUUCUUCCGUCUGGGCAGCAGCGGCGCAGAGCUGGUGCGCCUGGAGGCCGCCCUGGCCGCUGCGUACGGCGGACAGCACCGGGCGCCGGCCAUGCGGCACUGGACGGCCGGCCGGCCGCUGGCCGCCAGCACCCACGCCGGCUGGAGGCGCGCCGUCCUGCUCGGCCGCGCCGCCGAACAAGUGAAGGUGUAUCUAGUGGACACGGGCGCGCGGCUGCUGCUGUCGCUGGAAGCCGUCCGACCCCUGGACGACCAGUUCAUGAAACUGCCGGCGCUGGCGCACGAGGGGUCUCUGGCGCGGGUGGCGCCGCCCCACGGCAUCUGGUCGCGGCCGGCGCAGGCCGUCUUCGAUAAGCUGGUGCGCGGCGGCGUGCCUCUGAUGGCCACCGUCCUGCAGCAGUCCCAGUACGUCAGCGCGCUGCUGCUGUGCGACACCCGCGGUGAGACGGACGUCCACGUCGGCGACGAGCUGGUGUCGGCCGGCGCGGCGGUGGUUCAGCCGCAGCACGACUGGCCGCCGGCGACGCUGCGCACCCCCGACUCUCGACUGCUGAGCGACCUCUACGCGGCGCUGGGCGCGCCCGACGACCACCGCCGGCCGGCCGUCAACGGGGAGGUGCGGACGCCGCCCGAGGGCGCCGAGCUCCUGUCUCCGAUCAGCCGGCAGCUGCCGGAGGCGGAUCACUGCGACACCGGCCUGGUGGACCGGAUCAACGCGCUGAAAAUCCAGUGUUACGACGCCCACAAGCAGUUCGAGGGUGCGCCGGCGGGCCCUCGGCGGGCGGCGCUCAGAGCGCGCCACCUGCGUCUGGAGGCCGAGCUGCAGCGGCUGCAGGCAUCGCGAUAAGACCGCAGACCUCAGCUCGCGAUAAGUCCGCAGACCUCAGUGAGGCCCGCGAUAAGUCCCGCAGACCUCAGAGGCGCGCGAAAGUCCCACGGACCUCAGUGAGGCCCGCGAUAAGUCCCGCAGACCUCAGUGAGACCCGCGAUAUGUCCCGCAGACCUCAGUGAGACCCGCGAUAAGUCCCGCAGACCUCAGUGAGGCGCGCGGCGGGCGCGUUCGGCUGCCGCCGAGCGGCCCUCGAUUGUACCUGGCGCCGGGCAGCGGGACGCAGUCCCGGUCCCGGCAGCGUGCGCAGAUAAGUGUUGCUUUACAUGACUCCUCCGAGUACGUUAUUCGGAGCGGCUGUGACUGCUCUUCCAGAGUGUUAGGUAAAUGUAAUAAAUUAAUUCUCACA